CCGCAGCCCCCUCACAUUAAAAAGGAAGAGCAGGAGGACGAGUUUCCAUCGGCCGGAGUCGCUGAGAAGCGCCAAGACGAGGACGCAGGGCACAGUGGAGCGCCGCAAUGGGACGGCCUUUUGGCUCCACUUUCAGAUGGUGACGAUGCCACCUCGCACUCUUCCGACUAUGACGAUGAUCGCGAUAGACACUCGAACGUGAGACGCCCGACGGACAACGAGCGAGUCAAAUGUUCUCUCUGUGACAAAAGCUUUGACAGCAAGUCGGUGUUGAGAGUACAUCUCGGAACACAUAGUGGAGAAAAGCCUUUUGCCUGCUCAGUGUGCGGUCAAACGUUCCAUCAUAGUGGCACGCGGCGCACGAGAAGGCGACGUGAUGGCGAUCGGCCCUUUUCCUGCUCGGACUGCGCGAAGCGAGCCUUUCAAAAUGGAGACUCGGUCGGACGCGGAAGAACACGCGCCGGAGAGAAACCUUUCGCGUGCUCAGACUGCGGUAAAAGAUUCGCUCGGAAGGCAGCUUUAGGCAAGCACGCGUGUGCGCAGGGCGGAGGGAAACCGUUUGCUUGCUCGCUCUGCGACAAGCGCUUCAAUCGCAAGAGAGAUUUGACCAAGCACACCAGAACGCACACCGGAGAAAAACCCUUUGCCUGUUCCGCGUGUGACAAAAGAUUCAACGAGAAGGGCGAUUUGACGAGACACGCGAGAAGACACACUGGCGAAAAACCGUUCCUCUGCUCGGUGUGCGGCAAGAGAUUCUUGCUCAAAGCGCAGUUGGCGACUCACUUCCGAACGCAUAGCGGUGAAAGACCUUUUGCCUGCUCGCUCUGUGGCAAAACCUUCAUUCAGAAAGGCGCCUUGAGAGCACACGCCAGAACGCACACGGGCGAAAAACCUUUUGCGUGCUCACUAUGUGGCAAGCGAUUCUUUCGGAACGAAGAUCUAACAAUACACACUCGAAGGCACUCUGGAGAAAAACCUUGCGCGUGCUCGGUUUGCGGGAAGACCUUUGCUCGGAACUCGCAGCUAUUAGCGCACGCGAGAACGCACGCCGGAGAAAGACCUUGCGCGUGCUCGGUGUGCGGCAAACGUUUCAUUUUCCGGACAGCGCUACUUGCGCACGCGAGAACGCACACUGGAGAAAAACCAUUUGCCUGCUCGGUUUGUGGGAAGCGAUUCUCCCAGAACUCAAACUUGACGAGGCACGCCAAGACGCACACCGGAGAGAAACCAUUCGGCUGCGGCGUGUGCGAUCAAAAAUUCUUUCGGAGGUAUCUCCUGAGUCGGCACAAGUGCGCUGGCCAGAAGGGCGGCGGUCAGUGAAGCUGCGGACGAAUCCGAGGCCGUGUCGAGAAAGUCCACGUCGCUCACCUUCCCGCCAUCCCUCCUUCGCCUUUUGGCGGAAAAGGUUAAGGAGAGAUGCAAAGGGUGCUUCUUUUCCCGCAUCGGAAAAGGCCCAUGGCGGUUUCCCAUUUCCAAGCGAUUUUUUGAUUUGCCCCGGUAACGUGAGACAGUGCGAGUGCAUUUUGGAGGUUGGGGCGGGGGGGCUAAUGCUUUUUGUUGCUGUCACACUUCUCCCCCGCACUUGGGAUCCAAAGACUUUUGUCAACAGAGUGACACUGACUAGAACAAGCUGUAGCGAUGAGAUCAAAAGAAAACGUGACCCGGCGCACGCAAAAAAAAGAUCUGGACCCCCCCCCCCCCAAAAGAUAUAUAUAUUUUUUUCCUGGAACUGGAUGUGCAUAUUGUUUGGUUCAAUUGAGUAUCCACUGUGAAAACAGAGUCAGGCGAGAUAUUGGGACCAUUUGGUACGCCAUCAAUAUCAAAUGGUCUUGAAAAGAUUUCUGCCGGAUGAGAUUCUCUCUUUUUGCCAUGAAUCGCCCACUGGGCAGUGUGUUUGUUUGUUGGUUGUGUCUAUUGAUAGGAAU
Hippocampus zosterae (dwarf seahorse) is the source of this 1925-nucleotide messenger RNA. RefSeq names its product oocyte zinc finger protein XlCOF6.1-like. The transcript has a single exon. The annotation marks the transcript as partial. Gene Ontology annotation, cellular component: nucleus. NCBI's taxonomy places the organism in Eukaryota, Metazoa, Chordata, Actinopteri, Syngnathiformes, Syngnathidae. Gene Ontology annotation, biological process: regulation of transcription by RNA polymerase II. Gene Ontology annotation, molecular function: DNA-binding transcription factor activity, RNA polymerase II-specific; RNA polymerase II transcription regulatory region sequence-specific DNA binding. The record is from RefSeq and is a predicted model, not a curated record.